Messenger RNA from Impatiens glandulifera, 2490 nucleotides. RefSeq names its product auxin efflux carrier component 7. Gene Ontology annotation, cellular component: endoplasmic reticulum; plasma membrane. The coding region runs from base 47 to 1969 and encodes 640 amino acids. The transcript has 6 exons. Gene Ontology annotation, biological process: auxin polar transport; auxin export across the plasma membrane. Gene Ontology annotation, molecular function: auxin efflux transmembrane transporter activity. The record is from RefSeq and is a predicted model, not a curated record. NCBI's taxonomy places the organism in Eukaryota, Viridiplantae, Streptophyta, Magnoliopsida, Ericales, Balsaminaceae.
CUUUCUUUCUCUCUCUCUAUCUAGGAAUCAUAAAUAGAUAGACACCAUGAUUACAUGGAACGAUCUCUACACAGUUCUAUCGGCGGUCAUUCCUCUUUACGUAGCCAUGUUCCUCGCUUACGGUUCCGUACGUUGGUGGAAGAUCUUCAGCCCCGAUCAAUGCGCCGGAAUCAACCGAUUCGUCGCUAUUUUCGCCGUCCCUUUACUUUCAUUCUUCUUCAUCUCCAGUAACAAUCCUUACACCAUGAAUUUCCGUUUCCUAGCUGCCGAUACUCUUCAGAAAGCCAUCAUGCUCGUUGUUCUCGGCAUUUGGGCUAUAUUCACAAAGUCUGGUAGCUUGGAAUGGCUCAUUACGAUCUUCUCUCUCUCUACUCUUCCGAAUACUCUUGUCAUGGGGAUACCAUUGUUAAGCGCUAUGUAUGGAAAAUAUGCAGGCGAACUUAUGGUUCAGAUUGUUGUUCUUCAGUGUAUAAUUUGGUAUACUCUGCUUCUAUUUCUGUUUGAAUAUCGUGGCGCGAAGACACUUAUAAUGGAGCAGUUUCCUGAGACAGCUGCAUCGAUUGUUUCAUUUAAGGUCGAUUCAGAUGUUGUCUCUCUUGAUGGACAGGAUUUUCUAGAGACAGAUGCGGCUAUUGGAAACGAUGGAAAACUUCAUGUUACUGUUAGGAAGUCCAACGCAUCUCGUCGGUCUUUCUCUGGUUUGACUCCUCGGCCUUCUAAUCUGACCGGUGCUGAGAUUUACAGUCUUAGUUCGUCUAGAAACCAGACGCCUCGAACAUCGAAUUUUAACCACUCGGAUUUCUACUCUAUGAUGGGAUUCCCCGGCGGUCGGUUGUCGAAUUUCGGUCCGGCUGAGAUGUAUUCAGUUCAAUCCUCACGAGGACCGACGCCACGACCUUCGAAUUUUGAAGAGAACUGUGCUGUCGGAGCUCAGGUUAUGAAUUCACCUAGAUUUGGAUUUUAUCCGGCUCAACCAGUUUCAGUUUCAGCUUCUUACCCGGCACCUAAUCCGGAAAUUGCUUCAACGAAGCCAGCGAAAACACAACCUCCGCCUCCAACAACCACUUCGAAGACUGAACAACCGAUUAUUUCCCAGAGCAAGCAAAAUCAUGAUGCUAAAGAGCUUCACAUGUUUGUAUGGAGCUCUAGCGCGUCACCGGUUUCAGAAGUCGGUGGUCUUCAUGUCUUCGGGAGUAACAACUUCAGCGCAGAUGAGCAAUCUGGAAGGUCCGAUCAUGGUGCAAAGGAGAUCAGGAUGAUGGUGGCUGAUCAUCCCCAAAAUGGCGAAAACAAUGGUUUAGCUGCUCCAGAAACGAUGGACAUUGGUAAGGAAGAGUUCAGUUUUGGGAACGAGGAAAGGGAAAAGGAAGGACCCACUGGGAUCUCGAAACUUGGGUCCAGCUCGACCACCGAGUUGCACCCUAAGGGCGUGGGUGCCCCGGAAGCUGGCGGGGGAAAACAUAUGCCCCCAGCCAGUGUAAUGACACGUCUGAUCUUGAUAAUGGUGUGGCGCAAGCUCAUCAGGAACCCAAACACUUACUCUAGCCUCAUUGGAGUCAUUUGGACUCUCAUUAGUUUUAGGUGGAAUCUUAAAAUGCCCAUAAUUAUUGAUAACUCAAUUCAUAUACUCUCGGAUGCUGGUCUUGGCAUGGCUAUGUUUAGCUUAGGUUUGUUUAUGGCACUUCAACCUAAAUUAAUAGCGUGUGGGAACACAAGGGCAACGUUCUCUAUGGCCGUGAGGUUUCUGAUUGGUCCAAUAGUAAUGGCUGCAGCUUCCAUCGCCAUUGGCCUUCGUGGAAAUCUCCUCCAUAUCGCCAUUGUACAGGCGGCACUUCCCCAAGGAAUCGUCCCAUUUGUUUUCGCUAAAGAGUACAAUGUGUAUCCUCAGAUCCUUAGCACAAUGGUUAUAUUUGGGAUGCUAAUUGCUCUGCCCAUUACACUUGUGUACUAUAUUAUUUUGGGAUUGUGAACUGCGGGAGGCGAGAAAUGGGAAAAAUUGUAAGCGAAGUUGGAGGGAAAGACUGAACUGGACUGGACUGACUAGCCUUAGUAAAUUAAGACAAUUUUUCGGAGAUGUAAAUUGUUCGAGUUUGUAAUUAACGCAGUGAUAAAGUCUUCCCUUCAAGAAUUUCAUUAGAUUGAUAAGAAAAGAAGCUACUGAGGAAGACAUGGUAUGGUGCAAGUGAAGGAAGACAAGAGUGAAAGAGACAAAGGAGUUUGUUUUGUUUGGCUAAUGGGAAUGUGAUAUAUAUAUGAAUGUCUGUUUUUCUGUCUGUUUUUAUUUUUAUUUUUAUUUUCUGUUUGUUUUUAUUUUUAUUCAUAUAUGAUUGUAAGUAUAAAGUCUUGUUUGGAUCAGGCUGUAGGAUUAAGAUUAGCUAGGGAGUGGAAUGUCAUUUUAACUUUCUAUUUUGUUUUGUUUAUCUCUAGUGUUGCCUUUUAAUAGUAACAAUAAUAAAAUAUACUACUACUAUAUAUAUAUAUCAUUUUCUA